This is a messenger RNA of Rhinolophus ferrumequinum (greater horseshoe bat), 3634 nucleotides long. It is a transcript of the gene NEDD1, whose product is annotated as NEDD1 gamma-tubulin ring complex targeting factor. Gene Ontology annotation, biological process: microtubule nucleation; mitotic cell cycle. The coding region runs from base 343 to 2322 and encodes 659 amino acids. The record is from RefSeq and is a predicted model, not a curated record. The transcript has 15 exons. Gene Ontology annotation, molecular function: gamma-tubulin binding. Lineage: Eukaryota; Metazoa; Chordata; Mammalia; Chiroptera; Rhinolophidae. Gene Ontology annotation, cellular component: ciliary basal body; pericentriolar material; centriole.
GCCGGAAGCACAGCGCCGGAGCGGGCCGUGCCUUGGCCCCCGGCGUUCCUCGGCUGAGAGGUGAGGUUCCGGAGGGGUUGGGGUCAGCUGGCGGUCGUCCAGCGUGUCCUUGCACGUUCCUGAACCCCGUCCGCCCUCCGGCCACUUCAGGGGGCGGGUCGGAGGUCCCGGGACUCCCCACGCCUGGGCUGGUCCCGCGCUCCGGACGGUUGCCGGGCAGGGGCGCGGCGGAGCGUUUGGCGCGGAAGUUGCCGGGAGCCGCGGGCCGGGGUCGCGCACCUCUCUGCCCGCGACGGCCUCCUGCCUGGCCUGAGAGGUGGCCGGGGUCGCCGGGGUGCAGUCAUGCAGGAAAACCUCAGAUUUGCUUCGUCAGGAGAUGAUAUUAAAAUAUGGGAUGCUUCAUCUAUGACAUUGGUGGAUAAAUUCAACCCACACACUUCACCACAUGGAAUCAGCUCAAUGUGUUGGAGCAGCAAUAAUAACUUUCUAGUGACAGCGUCUUCCAGUGGUGACAAAAUUGUUGUUUCAAGUUGCAAAUGUAAACCUGUACCACUUUUAGAGCUUGGUGAAGGGCAAAAGCAGACAUGUGUCAGUUUGAAUUCAACAUCUAUGUAUUUGGUAAGCGGAGGCCUAAAUAACACUGUUAAUAUUUGGGAUUUAAAAUCAAAAAGAGUUCAUCGAUCUCUUAAGGAUCAUAAAGAUGAAGUAACUAGUGUAACAUAUAAUUGGAAUGAUUGCUACAUUGCUUCUGGAUCUCUCAGUGGUGAAAUUAUUUUGCACAGUGUAACCACUAAUUUAUCUAGCACUCCAUUUGGUCAUGGUAGUAACCAGCCUGUUCGGCACUUGAAGUACUCCUUAUUUAAGAAAUCACUACUGGGCAGUGUUUCGGAUAACGGGAUAGUAACUCUCUGGGAUGUGAAUAGUCAGAGUCCAUAUCAUAACUUUGACAGUACACAUAAAGCUCCAGCUUCAGGCAUCUGUUUUUCUCCUGUCAAUGAACUGUUAUUUGUAACCAUAGGCUUGGAUAAAAGAAUCAUUCUUUAUGACACUUCAAGUAAGAAGCUAGUGAAAACUUUAGUGGCUGACACUCCUCUAACUGCAGUAGAUUUCAUGCCUGAUGGAGCCACUUUGGCUAUUGGAUCUUCCCGUGGGAAAAUAUAUCAGUAUGAUUUAAGGAUGUUGAAAUCACCGGUUAAAACCAUCAGUGCUCACAAAACAUCUGUGCAGUGUAUAGCAUUUCAGUACUCCACUGGUCUUUCUAAGUCAAGUUUAAAUAAAGGCUGUUCAAAUAAGUCCUCAGCUUUGAACAAACGAACUGUCAAUGUGAGCGCUACUAGUGGAGGAGUUCAGAAUUCUGGAAUUGUUAGAGAAGCAACCACCACUUCCAUUGCCACAGUUCUACCACAGCCCAUGACAACAGUUGUGGGGAAAGGAACAGCUGCUGCUCAGGACAAAGCAGGUUUGCCUCGAAGCAUCAACACAGAUAUUUUGCCCAAGGAAACAGACAGUGGACAAAAUCAGGAUUUCUCCAGCUUUGAUGAUACUGGAAAGAGUAGCUUAGGUGACAUGUUCUCACCUAUCAGAGAUGAGGCUGUAGUUAACAAGGGAGGUGAUGAGUCCGUAGCCAAAGGAGAUGGCCUUGACUUUUUAACACACUUGAACUCAGUGUUUCCUCCAAGAAAACAUCCAGGAGCUUCUAGCACUUCAGUAUUGCAUUCCAGUCCUCUCAAUGUCUUUAUGGGAUCUCCAGGGAAAGAAGAAAAUGAAAAUCAUGAUCUGACAGCUGAAUCUAAGAAAACGUAUCUGGGAAAACAGGAACCUAAAGACUCCUUCAAACAGUUUGCAAAGUUGAUCUCCGGUGCUGAAACUGGAAAUCUAAAUACCUCUCCAUCAUCUAACCAAACAAGAAGCCCUGAGAAAUUUGAAAAGCCAGAGAAAGAAAAUGAAGCCCAGUUACAAUAUGAACCUACAAUCAAUGGGUCCUCAACUCCAAAUCCGAAGUUAGCAUACUCUGUCACUGCUGGAGUUGCCAGUUCACUAUCAGAAAAAAUAGCUGAUACCAUUGGAAAUAAUCGACCAAAUGCACCAUUGACAUCCGUUCAAAUUCGUUUUAUUCAGAACAUGAUACAGGAAACAUUGGAUGACUUUAGAGAAGCAUGUCAUAGGGACAUUGUGAAUUUGCAAGUGGAGAUGAUUAAACAGUUUCAUAUGCAGUUGAAUGAAAUGCACUCUUUGCUGGAAAGAUACUCAGUGAAUGAAGGUUUAGUGGCUGAAAUUGAAAGACUAAGAGAAGAAAACAAAAGACUCCGGGCCCACUUUUGAAAUUUCAGUGAAUCCCUUAAUGUUUUUUAAUUUAGGAAGUUUCUGGCAACACAGAAAUACAUGGAAUCAUUAUUUUUUUCAUGGCCUCUGGGAAAAUAAUUUUUUUUUCAAGUAAAAGGGUAAUGGGAUUUUAUACCAACCAGUAUUUCAUCUUCUCUGACUGUCAAAAAUAUUUAUAUUUUUAUAUUAAAAGCUGUACAAUGUAUCAUCUGCAAAUAGGAAAGUCAAUAGGAUCUUUAUUUUCUGAAAGCUUUAGCUAAACACUAAGUGCCCUUUUUCAUAAGAAAAGAAAAUUGUGCAAAAAAAUAGGUUAUGGAUAUUUUAAAAUCACCUUUUUUUACUGAUAUAUUUUUGAUUGACAGUUGCUUUUCAAAUAUGUUUGGAUAUUUCCGGAUUAAACUGUUUGAUAUGCAUUCUAUUUUUAUGGAGAAAUUUUAAAAUGGCAAUUGGUGCUUCUAAGCAACUGACUAAUAAAAUACAAGGUUGGUUAGUAAUUAUUUUAACUUGAUAAAUCAAUUAUGGCUAUUAUUUAUUUGUUGUAUAUUUGAUAAGACAAUUUUUGGAAUUUUCAGUUGCACAGAUUACAUUAUAUCUAUUGCAUUUAUGUUACUGUAUUGUACUUCUGACAAAUCUGUACUCCUGGUUGGUAAUUUUUUUUAGCUAACUUCACUUUACCUAUGAAAAUUUUUAAGGAUUUGUAAGAUUCAACUAGAGCUGCGUAUCUGCUGAUGAUCUCACAAAUUAAUAACAAGCAAAAUUAUACUAUAAAGUUUCAACCAAAAUGAUUCAACUUAUAAUCAGUGAAAAUUUCAUAGUAAAAACUAAAUAUUACUAUAUUUUUGCCAUUUUUUUCUCCCACGAGAAGUGUGGAUUUUUUUUUGUUUGUUUUGUGGUUUAUAUCACUAACUUUCUCUAAUUCUUUGUGUGCUGUGUGUAAUUUUUUAUAUUGUUGACUUAACCAUAAAAUUUAUAAAGGUUAAUUGUCAAAAGAAUUUAUACCUCUUUGACAAUAGAUGGAUGUGUACAUUUACCUGCUGUGAUCUACAGUUUUUGUGGUAUAAGAUUAGGUGGGUUACUGGCUUGUUUACCUUCUGUAGUCUCUUGUCCCAAAGAUUUAAAUUAUGUACCUUAUGUAUAGUAUUCCUGCCCAAUUUUGACUUCUGAGAUGAAAAUAUUUACUGAAAUAAAAAGGAAAUUGAGCUAGCUUACUAACUGUAUGGUUUUCCAAAGCAGUGGAAAUUUUUGAGGAUAUUUUUAAUAAAUGUAAACAUACUAAUAAUUACUUCAAGGAAUAAAAACAAAUACUACUUUU